Spodoptera litura is the source of this 9622-nucleotide messenger RNA. It is a transcript of the gene zye, whose product is annotated as zona pellucida domain-containing protein zye. Lineage: Eukaryota; Metazoa; Arthropoda; Insecta; Lepidoptera; Noctuidae. The record is from RefSeq and is a predicted model, not a curated record.
CCAUGAAGCGGCUGUCAUGCGCAUAGCGGCACUGAUUGCACUCGUGCAGCUGUCGCUCGCUACAGCUGUUUCAGAUGAACCACAAACGCUCACAGCGGCUGAGCUGAACCGCGAAUUGUCCGGGGACAAUGUGCUCUCACCUUUCUACGAAAGCAGUGAGGAUGCUGGGGUCACCUUCAUAAGGGGGUCAAGGGCAGCUGACUCGCCCUUGUCUCCUGAUAUCGACGUGCAAUGCUCGGGCGACUAUAUCGACGUCACUGUUGAAUUCGCCGAUAUUUUCGAUGGCAUCAUUUACAGUAAGGGUUACUUAAAUGACCCGAACUGCAAAUAUGUGUCAUUGGGCAACAGUCAGUCUCGGUACUCAUUCAGAGUGCCACUGAAUGGCUGUGGCUCCCGACCUCUCUGCAAUGCAUGUGGUACCAUCGACAAUGUACUGGUGUUCCAAGCUGACGACCUGUUACAAGGGCCUCAGGAUUUCGCUCGCAAGGUGUCAUGUGCCCGCACUUCCCUGGAAGUGUCGACUGGAGUUGUCGCGUCCAGAGAAGAGCACACUCUUAAGCUAAAACCUUUCAUGGUUGAUAUGCUUGAUGUAGUUGCUGUCGAAGGACCUGCUGGAGGAGUCGAAUGCUGGAUGGACAUCCAAAAAGGAGUCUUUCCUAAUACCACUCCACUAAAGGACUCGAUCAAGAUUGGAGAAUACUUGACAAUCCUUGUGUACCUCAAGGAUGUAAGGAAUCAAUUCAGCCUUAAAAUACACGAUUGUUGGGCUUAUGACAGCGACAGCUACGAUGGUCCUCGUACCAACAAGAUUCAACUGACUGACAAAAACGGAUGCCCCAAGAAGAGGAAGCUGAUUGAUCUCUGGCAAAAGACUACGAACACAGGCAAGAGCGGUGCCACAUUAAUUGCUUACAGCAAAGUGAGCGCUUUCCGAUUCCCUGAAACCGACCAAGUUUACUUAACUUGUAACGUCGAGUUAUGUACAAACAACUGCGACUCAAACUGCGAUGGAGUCAUCACGGAAAUUUCGACUACGAUCAGACCAUCACAAUGUUACCCUGGAUCACGUGAUCCUGGAUGUCAACGUAUCACAGUUGAACCACAAUUAAAGUGUUACCCUGGCUCACUUGAUCCCAGAUGUCCUCAACAGCCAACACCAACGACACCAAACUGUUAUCCAGGCAGCACAGACCCACGGUGCCCAUCACCUACAACUGUUAAACCAGUUUGUUACCCAGGCUCACCUGAUCCUAGAUGCCCACAACCUCCAAAGCCGACUACACGGAAUCCCCCUACUUAUUUGCCUCCAACAACUCCAGAGCCACUACGCUGCUUCCCUGGUUCAACUGACCCAAGAUGCCCGAAGCCGACAACUCCUGAGCCACCACGCUGUUUCCCUGGCUCUACUGACCCAAGGUGUCCCAAACCAACGACUCCUGAGCCACCACGCUGUUUCCCAGGCUCAAUUGAUCCAAGGUGCCCCAAACCAACGACUCCUGAGCCACCACGCUGCUUCCCAGGUUCCACUGACCCAAGAUGCCCCAAACCAACGACUCCUGAACCACCACGCUGCUUCCCUGGCUCUAAUGACUCCAGAUGCCCCAAACCAACGACUCCUGAACCUCCACGCUGCUUCCCUGGCUCCACUGACCCAAGAUGCCCCAAACCAACGACUCCUGAACCACCACGCUGCUUCCCUGGCUCUAACGACCCCAGAUGCCCCAAACCAACGACUCCUGAGCCUCCCCGCUGCUUCCCUGGGUCCACUGACCCACGAUGCCCCAAACCAACGACGCCUGAGCCACCACGCUGUUUCCCUGGCUCAACUGACCCCAGAUGUCCCAAGCCAACGACCCCUGAACCUCCUCGAUGCUACCCGGGUUCACCUGAUCCUAGAUGUCCACAGCCUCCUCGACCUACAACUUUAACGCCACCCACAUAUUUACCACCAGUAACGCCUGAAUUUAAAUGCUAUCCAGGUUCAUCGGACCCUAGGUGUCCACAACCAACUACCCCAGCUCCUCCAAGAUGUUUCCCUGGCAGUACAGAUCCCAGAUGCCCAAAACCUACAACACCAGCACCUCCUAACUGUUACCCUGGAAACACGGACCCACGUUGUCCCAAACCAACAACUCCGGAGCCUCCACGCUGCUUCCCAGGCUCAACUGAUCCAAGAUGUCCCAAACCAACGACUCCUGAGCCACCACGCUGCUUCCCAGGUUCAACAGAUCCCAGGUGCCCUAAGCCAACAACCCCAGCACCUCCAAACUGUUACCCCGGAAACACUGACUCGCGUUGUCCCAAACCAACGACACCUGCUCCACCAAGGUGCUUCCCAGGCAGUACCGACCCUAGGUGUCCUAAGCCAACCACUCCAGAACCUCCACGUUGCUUCCCUGGAUCAAAUGACCCAAGGUGUCCCAAACCUACAACACCCAAACCAGUCUGCUACCCGGGUUCUCCGGAUCCAAAAUGUCCCCAACCACCACGACCAACAACCUUAACUCCUCCCACUUAUUUACCGCCAGUAACACCGGCCCUCAAAUGUUACCCAGGUUCGACUGACCCUAGAUGCCCUAAGCCAACGACACCUGAACCACCACGGUGCUUCCCAGGAUCAACUGACCCCAGGUGUCCUAAGCCAACCACGCCUGCACCACCAAAUUGUUUCCCUGGAAAUACCGACCCACGUUGUCCAAAACCAACAACCCCUGCCCCACCACGGUGCUUCCCAGGCUCAACUGACCCAAGAUGUCCUAAACCUACGACACCUGAACCACCUCGUUGCUUCCCUGGAUCAAGUGACCCCAGGUGUCCCAAGCCUACCACGCCUGCACCACCAAACUGUUACCCUGGAAACAACGAUCCGCGUUGUCCAAAACCAACAACCCCUGCUCCACCAAGAUGCUUCCCCGGUUCAACCGACCCAAGAUGUCCCAAACCAACAACUCCUGAGCCACCACGCUGCUUCCCAGGUUCAACAGAUCCUAGAUGCCCUAAACCAACAACCCCAGCACCUCCAAACUGUUAUCCUGGAAACACUGACCCGCGUUGUCCCAAACCAACGACACCUGCUCCACCGAGGUGCUUCCCAGGCAGUACCGAUCCUAGGUGUCCCAAGCCAACGACUCCAGAACCUCCACGCUGCUUCCCUGGAUCAAAUGACCCAAGGUGUCCCAAACCUACCACACCCAAACCAGUCUGUUACCCGGGUUCUCCAGACCCUAAAUGUCCCCAACCACCACGCCCAACAACCUUAACUCCCCCGACUUAUUUACCACCUGUGACACCGGCACUUAAGUGUUAUCCCGGUUCUACUGACCCUAGAUGUCCUAAACCAACGACUCCUGAACCCCCACGGUGCUUCCCUGGGUCCACUGAUCCGCGUUGCCCAAAACCUACAACUCCAGCGCCUCCAAACUGCUUCCCAGGCAGCACUGAUCCUAGAUGCCCCAAGCCCACUACGCCUGCACCACCAAAUUGUUACCCUGGAAACACUGAUCCACGUUGUCCCAAGCCAACGACUCCUGCCCCACCAAGGUGCUUCCCUGGCUCAACUGACCCAAGAUGUCCCAAACCAACGACUCCUGAGCCACCACGCUGCUUCCCAGGUUCAACAGACCCUAGGUGCCCUAAACCAACAACCCCAGCACCUCCAAACUGUUAUCCUGGAAACACUGACCCGCGUUGUCCCAAACCAACGACUCCUGAACCUCCACGUUGCUUCCCUGGAUCAAAUGACCCAAGGUGUCCCAAACCUACAACACCCAAACCAGUCUGCUACCCGGGUUCUCCGGAUCCAAAAUGUCCCCAACCACCACGACCAACAACCUUAACUCCUCCCACUUAUUUACCGCCAGUAACACCGGCCCUCAAAUGUUACCCAGGUUCGACUGACCCUAGAUGCCCUAAGCCAACGACACCUGAACCACCACGGUGCUUCCCAGGAUCAACUGACCCAAGGUGUCCUAAGCCAACCACGCCUGCACCACCAAAUUGUUUCCCUGGAAAUACCGACCCACGUUGUCCAAAACCAACAACCCCUGCCCCACCACGGUGCUUCCCAGGCUCAACUGACCCAAGAUGUCCUAAACCUACGACACCUGAACCACCUCGUUGCUUCCCUGGAUCAAGUGACCCCAGGUGUCCCAAGCCUACCACGCCUGCACCACCAAACUGUUACCCUGGAAACAACGAUCCGCGUUGUCCAAAACCAACAACCCCUGCUCCACCAAGAUGCUUCCCAGGUUCAACCGACCCAAGAUGUCCCAAACCAACAACUCCUGAGCCACCACGCUGCUUCCCAGGUUCAACAGAUCCUAGAUGCCCUAAACCAACAACCCCAGCACCUCCAAACUGUUAUCCUGGAAACACUGACCCGCGUUGUCCCAAACCAACGACACCUGCUCCACCGAGGUGCUUCCCAGGCAGUACCGAUCCUAGGUGUCCCAAGCCAACGACUCCAGAACCUCCACGCUGCUUCCCUGGAUCAAAUGACCCAAGGUGUCCCAAACCUACCACACCCAAACCAGUCUGUUACCCGGGUUCUCCAGACCCUAAAUGUCCCCAACCACCACGCCCAACAACCUUAACUCCCCCGACUUAUUUACCACCUGUGACACCGGCACUUAAGUGUUAUCCCGGUUCUACUGACCCUAGAUGUCCUAAACCAACGACUCCUGAACCCCCACGGUGCUUCCCUGGGUCCACUGAUCCGCGUUGCCCAAAACCUACAACUCCAGCGCCUCCAAACUGCUUCCCAGGCAGCACUGAUCCUAGAUGCCCCAAGCCCACUACGCCUGCACCACCAAAUUGUUACCCUGGAAACACUGAUCCACGUUGUCCCAAGCCAACGACUCCUGCCCCACCAAGGUGCUUCCCUGGCUCAACUGACCCAAGAUGUCCCAAACCAACGACUCCUGAGCCACCACGCUGCUUCCCAGGUUCAACAGACCCUAGGUGCCCUAAACCAACAACCCCAGCACCUCCAAACUGUUAUCCUGGAAACACUGACCCGCGUUGUCCCAAACCAACGACUCCUGCACCUCCCAGAUGCUUCCCAGGUAGCACUGACCCAAGAUGCCCAAGGCCUACGACUCCGGAACCGCCGCGGUGCUUCCCAGGAUCAACUGAUCCCAGAUGCCCCAAACCUACUACACCAGCACCUCCAAAUUGUUACCCUGGAAACAAUGACCCCCGUUGUCCUAAACCAACGACUCCUGAGCCACCACGCUGCUUCCCAGGAUCAACUGAUCCUAGGUGCCCUAAACCAACAACGCCUGCACCACCAAACUGUUACCCCGGAAACACUGACCCACGUUGUCCCAAACCAACAACACCUGCGCCACCCAAAUGCUUCCCAGGCAGCACUGACCCAAGAUGCCCCAAACCAACUACUCCAACACCACCCAAACCAGUCUGCUACCCGGGUUCUCCGGAUCCUAAAUGUCCCCAACCUCCACGACCAACUACCUUAACUCCUCCCACUUAUUUACCACCAGUGACACCAGCACUCAAAUGCUUCCCUGGUUCUGCUGAUCCCAGAUGCCCCAAACCCACAACACCUGCCCCUCCUAAUUGUUAUCCUGGUAAUGCAGACCCCAGGUGCCCGAAACCUCCUACACCAGCACCCCCUAACUGUUACCCAGGAAACACUGAUCCUCGUUGCCCCAAACCAACGACGCCUGCUCCACCAAGGUGUUACCCGGGCUCCACUGACCCCAGAUGUCCAAAGCCAACUACUCCUGAGCCACCACGCUGCUUCCCUGGCUCAACUGACCCUAGGUGUCCAAAGCCAACGACUCCUGCUCCACCACGCUGCUUCCCAGGUUCAAAUGACCCCAGAUGCCCCAAGCCAACCACUCCCGAACCUCCGCGAUGCUACCCAGGUUCGCCCGAUCCCAAAUGUCCACAGCCACCACGACCUACAACUUUAACACCUCCAACAUAUUUGCCACCGGUUACCCCGGAAUUUAAAUGUUAUCCAGGUUCAACAGACCUUAGAUGUCCACAACCGACAACACCCGCUCCUCCAAAAUGUUUCCCUGGAAGUACAGACCCCAGGUGUCCGAAACCUACCACACCGGCACCUCCAAAUUGUUACCCCGGAAAUACUGACCCGCGUUGUCCUAAACCAACGACACCUGCUCCACCAAGGUGCUUCCCAGGCAGUACCGACCCCAGGUGUCCUAAGCCGACGACUCCUGAGCCACCUCGUUGUUUCCCAGGAUCAACUGAUCCCAGAUGCCCUAAACCCACGACCCCAGCACCUCCAAAUUGUUACCCCGGAAACAAUGACCCCCGUUGUCCUAAACCUACGACUCCUGCCCCACCAAGGUGCUUCCCUGGUUCAACUGACCCAAGAUGUCCGAAACCAACGACUCCUGAACCACCACGCUGCUUCCCAGGUUCCACUGAUCCUAGGUGUCCUAAACCAACAACCCCAGCACCACCAAAUUGUUACCCCGGAAAUACUGACCCACGUUGCCCUAAACCAACAACACCAGCUCCACCCAGAUGCUUCCCAGGUAGCACAGACCCAAGAUGCCCCAAACCAACUACUCCAACACCACCCAAACCAGUCUGCUACCCAGGUUCUCCGGACCCUAAGUGUCCCCAACCUCCACGGCCAACAACUUUAACUCCUCCCACUUAUUUACCACCAGUGACACCGGCACUCAAAUGCUACCCUGGUUCUACUGAUCCUAGAUGUCCCAAGCCAACAACCCCUGAACCACCACGUUGUUUCCCUGGAUCAAAUGACCCUAGAUGUCCUAAGCCAACAACACCUGAACCACCUCGAUGCUUCCCUGGGAGCACGGACCCUCGUUGUCCCAAACCAACUACUCCUGCCCCACCAAGAUGCUUCCCAGGUAGUACUGAUCCUAGGUGUCCUAAGCCAACAACGCCUGAGCCACCACGCUGCUUCCCAGGAUCAACUGACCCACGUUGCCCUAAACCAACAACACCAGCGCCACCCAGAUGCUUCCCAGGAAGCACUGACCCAAGAUGCCCAAAACCAACGACUCCUGAACCACCACGCUGCUUCCCAGGUUCCACUGAUCCUAGGUGUCCUAAACCAACGACCCCAGCACCACCAAACUGUUAUCCUGGAAAUACUGACCCACGUUGCCCUAAACCGACAACACCAGCUCCACCCAGAUGCUUCCCAGGUAGCACCGACCCAAGAUGUCCCAAACCAACUACACCCAAACCAGUCUGCUACCCAGGUUCUCCGGAUCCUAAAUGUCCCCAACCUCCACGUCCAACAACUUUAACUCCUCCCACUUAUUUGCCACCAGUGACACCGGCACUCAAAUGCUUCCCCGGUUCUACUGAUCCUAGAUGCCCCAAGCCAACAACUCCUGAGCCACCGCGAUGCUUCCCAGGAUCAAGUGAUCCCAGAUGUCCCAAGCCACCAACACCUGAGCCACCAAGAUGCUUCCCAGGCAGCACUGAUCCUAGAUGUCCCAAACCAACGACACCAGCACCUCCCAACUGUUACCCUGGUAACACCGAUCCGCGUUGUCCCAAACCGACAACUCCUGCCCCACCAAGGUGCUUCCCAGGUAGCACUGACCCAAGAUGCCCAAAACCUACAACCCCUGAGCCCCCGCGCUGCUUCCCUGGGUCCACUGACCCAAGAUGUCCCAAGCCAACAACACCUGAACCUCUACGCUGUUUCCCUGGCUCAAGUGACCCUAGAUGUCCCAAACCAACAACACCUGAACCACCACGUUGCUUCCCUGGAUCAAGCGACCCUAGGUGCCCCAAGCCAACGACCCCUGAACCUCCUCGAUGCUACCCAGGUUCACCUGAUCCUAGAUGUCCACAGCCACCACGACCGACAACAUUAACACCUCCAACAUAUUUACCACCGGUAACGCCUGGAUUUAAAUGCUAUCCAGGUUCAACUGACCCUAGGUGUCCACAACCGACCACCCAACCUCCUCCGAGAUGUUUCCCCGGUAGCACAGAUCCUAGAUGCCCUAAACCUACAACACCAGCACCUCCUAACUGUUACCCCGGUAACACUGACCCACGUUGCCCUAAGCCAACAACACCCGCUCCACCAAAUUGUUUCCCCGGAAGCCAAGAUCCUCGUUGCCCUAAACCAACAACUCCAGCACCUCCUAGAUGUUUCCCAGGUAGCAAUGACCCCAGGUGUCCCAAGCCUACGACUCCUGAGCCACCACGUUGCUAUCCCGGAUCGACUGACCCCAGAUGUCCCAAACCUACGACUCCUGAGCCACCACGUUGCUAUCCCGGAUCGACUGACCCCAGAUGUCCCAAACCUACGACUCCUGAGCCACCACGUUGCUACCCUGGAUCAACUGAUCCUAGAUGUCCCAAACCUACGACUCCUGAGCCACCACGUUGCUACCCUGGAUCAACUGAUCCCAGAUGUCCUAAACCUACGACUCCUGAGCCUCCACGUUGCUAUCCCGGAUCGACUGACCCCAGAUGUCCUAAGCCAACAACUCCUGCGCCACCACGUUGCUUCCCUGGAUCAACUGAUCCAAGGUGCCCCAAACCCGAGCCUUCAACCCCCAGCUCUUGUUAUCCAGGAUCUAGGGAUCCAAAGUGCCCACAGCCGUUUGCUCCAGCUAGCACUAACCCACCUUCAACUUAUUUGCCUCCAUUCCCAGAAGAAAAUGAAAUCAAGUCUUCUAGGAUCAGCAGAUUAGCACUAAAGGACAUUGAUGAAGACAAGUUCAACGAUUAUAUAGAUUCGUUCGAUUUCAAGCGAACAGAACCAAGGUCAAGAAAAGUUCGUGACUUAAGUGGUAGCAGCGAAAGUGCAACGUUUGCAACAAGUGGCACUGCCAUCAUAUACAUUGCCAUGGGAUCAGCUGUAAUCAUGAUUAUGUCAAUCACACUUGCCAUUUAUAUGUACAAAAAUAACAAAAACAAUAAACUAAGAACUGCGUUUGUAAAUUCAACUGCGCAAAGCCCUUGUUGAUAUGUAAAUAACUGUCGUGUUAAAUAUUAAUAAUGUGAUAUUUUAAUUUUUAAUUUUUACUAUCUACUUGAUUCAUUCCAGUUCUCGAUGUUUAAUAAUGGCUGCUAAAUAUGAAUAAUAUAAUUCGAUUUUUAUAAUGACGUCACUGCCUUAUAAGCUUUAUCUUAAUACUUCAUGCGCUAGGCAUGCCUAUUUUAUCACUAUAUAAAAUAGUGCCAUAUAAUACAAUAUAGUGUCUCCUUCGAUGCGUCCUCAAUCUAUAAUGUAUAUUAUAUCGCUAGUCAAUAUUUGUAUGUAUAACAUUCUUAUAUAUUGUUCUGAAAUUCUGUAUGUUUUUCAAAAAUUACUCAUUUUUUUAUAAAGAAAUAAAUAAUAUACUCAUUUGUGAUAUUUUUCGUGUAAAUACAUAUUGUUACAGUAUGCUGAUGUGGCCAUUUGAAUUUAAUAUAUAGUGUGUAUUAAUAUAAAUGUAAGAUGACUUGAGUACAUUCUGUGUCACAUUUAAUUCAUUGUAAACGACAAUCAUUUUCGAAAAACUGAUGAUAAUGAUAUGUUUCUUAAACAGAGUGUACUCAUGGUACAUUAUUUUCAAUGAUUUUGUAAUGUUAGUACCUAAGAUUGCUUGUCGAGUCAAUCUAAGUAAAACAUUCUAUGAAUGUC